AUGGUGUCAUCGAACGUUGACGUACUCAUCGUUGGUGCUGGUCCCGUCGGCCUCGUCGCCGCACUUGCGCUCGCACAGAACGGCGUUACCAUUCGCAUCAUAGAUAAACUCAGCACUUGGGACACUAUAGGGCAACGCGGCGCCGGACUUAUGCCGCGCUCUCUGGAGGCGUAUAACUUACUCGGUGUUCUCGACGACUUCAUCAAGAAAGGAAGCGCCGGAGGCUUCACUAUCACUGCGUAUGAUACCGACGGUAAGCCGCUGCCUGGAGGAGCGCGGUUCUGGACACCGCAAGAGAAGACGCCGGAGAUACCUUUCCCCAAUGGACAUAUUCUUGGCCAAGACAGCAACUGCGCCAUCCUUCGCACGCAUCUCAAUGCGCUCGGCGUGGAGGCAGAGCUCAACACGGAGAUGUCAACUUACGAACAGGACGAAGCGGGCGUCGACGCUAUUCUCAAGGUCAAUGGGCAAGAAGAGACAGUGAGGUCCAAAUUUCUCCUGGGUAGCGAUGGCGGCAAAGGUAUCACACGCCGUCUUGCGGGCAUCCAUUUUGAAGGAGAGACCAAGGACACUCAGGCCAUUAUCGGGGACGUGGAGAUCUCCAGCCUUGGUGACGGCGCAGAAACGCCGGACAGGACGGUCUUGCACAUGUGGAAUGACGCGGAUAAGAACAGAGCGAUGCUACGGCCCGUCCCGGAAGAUGACAAGACGUACAUGCUAUUCGUCGCUGGUCCUGGUAACCUCGACAACCGCCGGCUAAUGGAAGACAUCGAUUAUCUGAAUGAGCAGAUGCGGCGCAUUGCGCAUCGACCGGAGCUCACCGUGUCUAAGAUCCGUAACAUCGCCGAAUGGCGCCUUAAUGAGAGAGUUGCAGACCGCUUCAGGGUCGGUCGUGUCCUGCUCGCUGGAGAUGCUGCCCACUGUCACAGUCCAACUGGGGCGCAGGGGCUGAACAGCGGCGUAUUGGACGCGAUGAACAUUGCCUGGAAACUCGCAGCGGUUGUCAAGGGCAUCUCGCCGCUAUCCCUGCUUGACAGCUAUCAAGAAGAGCGCAUGCCCGUCAUCCGCGAAAUGUUGCGCCUUACCAACGACAUGGCCAACCGAGCCUUCAAGUCGACGACAAUGGACACAUCGGCUUGGCAGCGCCCGAAUGCACUACGCCAGCUAGGCGUGCAUUACCGUUGGAGCAGUAUCGUGCGCGACGAGCUUAAGGAGGGCGAACAGAACGGUUUGACGAGCACGAUUGUUGAGCCGGAGGACGUGUAUGGCACUGACUCCCCGGACCGGUUGCACGCGGGUGACCGCGCGCCGGACGCGCCGGAGCUCGUCGACCUCAAAACGGGCGAAAGCACCCAGCUCUUCAAGAUCCUCAAGCCGACUCGGCAUACCAUUCUGAUCCUCGAUUCCACAUUUACCGAGGCAGUAUACUCUCUUCUUACCUCUUAUCCGAAGGACAGCAUCCGCAUCGUGGUCGCCUUGCCCCAAGGCCAGAAUGCCGAGGAAACGAUCACGAAUCACGAUGUAUACGUUGACACUCAGGAGAAUGCUCAUCGUGCCUACGGGUCAUCUGCGGGCGUCAGUAUAGCGAUUAUCAGACCGGAUGGCGUCGUUGGUGGAUUGCUAAAGGGUGCAGAUGGUGUCCAAAAAUACUUCGCCAAGCUGUUCCUUUGA
This is a messenger RNA of Peniophora sp. CBMAI 1063, 1671 nucleotides long. The record is from the annotation of a GenBank genome assembly. NCBI's taxonomy places the organism in Eukaryota, Fungi, Basidiomycota, Agaricomycetes, Russulales, Peniophoraceae.